GCUUUCUCCUUCCUCCGCCCUAUCCUUUUCUUCCUUCAUCCCUUGAGAAACAAAAAAAAAAAACCAAUAUCCCCAUACAAACUAAGAAAAAAGAACCUAUCUUUCUUCCUUUUUCCUCCUUUUUUCCAUUUCCAAACCUUCUUAAUAUCUCCCAUGGUAUUACAAUUUUCAUAAAACCCAUAUUGCAAACCUUUUUUUAAAUUUAUUUUCAGCUUUUUCUUUUUUCUUUUUUGUUAAAUCUUGAUGUUAGAGCCAUGGAAAUAGCCCCCACAAGCACCUACCCACUAAGUACUACACCGAAAUCACCAGAGCCAGAGAGUGAAACUCCAACCCGGAUCCAACCCGCCAAGCCCAUAUCUUUCACCAACGGUGUUCUCAAGCGUCACCAGCCUCACCACCACCAUCACCACCUUCUCGUGCCAGCCAUCGUCAUAACCUACAAAGAAUGUCUCAAGAACCAUGCAGCCACUUUGGGUGGCCAUGCUCUAGAUGGAUGCGGUGAAUUCAUGCCAUCCCCAACAGCUACUUCAACUGACCCAACUUCCCUCAAAUGCGCUGCUUGUGGCUGCCACCGCAACUUCCACCGCCGGGAACCUGAAGAGCCACUUCCCACAACAGCCACCGCUACAAUAGAAUACCAGCCUCAUCACCGCCACCAUCCACCACCACCGGCAAGUCAGCCGCAUCGUAGUCCUAACUCAGCUUCUCCGCCACCGAUCUCAUCAUCUUACUACCCUUCAGCUCCGCACAUGCUUUUAGCUCUUUCAGGAGGUCUCACAGGUGCAUUAGACAAUGCUCACAAUAACUCUCAUUUACCAGCUGGUGCUGCAACUCUUGGCCCAAACACUACAAAUCAUGGUUCGAACUCGAAGAAAAGAUUCAGAACAAAGUUCACCCAGUUGCAGAAAGAUAAGAUGCUGGAGUUUGCGGAGAGAGUUAGGUGGAAGAUGCAGAAAAGAGAUGAAGAACUCAUUCAAGAGUUUUGUAAUGAAGUUGGGGUUGAUAGAGGGGUGUUAAAAGUUUGGAUGCAUAACAAUAAGAACACUUGUGGGAAGAAAGAUCAAGCCAAUGGAGGAGGAAGUGGGAAUAAUGGGAGUGAGAAUAACAAUAAUACUGAUAGUGGACUCAACCAUGAAGACAACAAUGAGAGUUAUGGGAAUAACAACAAAAACAACAACAAUGGUCAGAAUCUGAAACAUCACUUUGAAACUGAUAGUGUUGCUCAUGUUGGAUCUAAUGGUUCUUCUGAUUCCUCUUGAUGAUGAUGAUCGGCUUCAUCUUUUCUUUCUGAUGGGGAAAUAAUAAGCUGUUAGAUAUAGAGAGUAAGGACUUGUUUAUUAGCUGUUUUUUUCCUUUUCUUUUUCUCAAUUUCUCCUUUUCCUGAUCAUUUUGUUGCUAAUUAGUUUAAUUAGUGAUCAUCACUUUGUUGAGGAUAUAACAUGGGAAGAGCUUUGAUCCAAAAGGGAAUUUAUUUUCUUUUCUAGUACUAGUAGUAUUUUUCUCUUUCCUUCACCAUUUCUUUCAAAUUCUGGUUUUUUGGGAUCAUAAACUACCAUGGUUUCUGUUUUCCAGGCAGUGACAAAAAAAAUCUUAAACCUUUGAAUUUGUAAUGUUCCCUUAGACAGAGAUAAGAGAGAGAAACAGAGGGAAAGAGAGAGAAAUCGCUUCCAUAUCCCAUUAUCUUCUGCCUGAGAGGAAGAAGGCAGAAGGUGUUAAUAAAACUUGUA
This is a messenger RNA of Durio zibethinus, 1727 nucleotides long. RefSeq names its product zinc-finger homeodomain protein 8-like. Gene Ontology annotation, cellular component: nucleus. NCBI's taxonomy places the organism in Eukaryota, Viridiplantae, Streptophyta, Magnoliopsida, Malvales, Malvaceae. The record is from RefSeq and is a predicted model, not a curated record. Gene Ontology annotation, molecular function: DNA-binding transcription factor activity; transcription cis-regulatory region binding. Gene Ontology annotation, biological process: regulation of DNA-templated transcription; regulation of developmental process.